URCAAGAAGUGACAACACUGGCGCGGGAAAAUCAACAGUACUACUUCCGCUUUGCUUUGAACGUCGUAGAAACUUCAGAAAAAUCGUGUUGUUCAUUUGUUAAAUUAUAGAAAUGUUCAGUACAGAAAAUGGAAUGUAACGAGUCACAUUACGUCUUAAAACACUCAGUGUUUCAGCGUUUAUACUAAAAAUAAUGCAACGUCUGUAGCGUGGAUCUUUGAAAUAAUCUGAUUAAUGGAGUAAGUUAUUGAGCCUGUCUGUGUUUACUAUGGAUCGGUACAACGAAGUAAAGAUCCUGCUGAAAAGAUGGGAGCAGGGGUUUGUCAGAGAGCACCAGAGGAAACCCAACAAGGAGGACGUUGAUCAAGCUCCAGAGGAGACAAGAAAUCUGUAUAAGGAGUACAAGAGUUUAAAACAAGCUAAAGAGAACAGCAGCACUGAUGCUUCCGGCAGUCAAAAUAAAACUCAGCCUAACUCGACUCAUAAGGAGUCAGAGAGUUGGGGCGCCCAUUUGAAUCGUAAAGCGAUGCCGGUGUCUGCUCCGCGACUYACGUCCCAGGACAGAGACAGUCUGAUGGCUUCCUCACAGUAUUAUGGGCUAAAGCUCAAAAACAACCUUGCUUCACUAAGUAAAGAGAGGCCCGUCUCACUGAAGARAUCCCACCGAACUGGUCGAGUUCCUCUGAAUUCUCUGAAAGAUUGUCAGACAACAAAUGGUCCCAGUUCAUCCACUGAGGCUGAAAAGAGCCCAGCUGUUGAUGAUCUCAGCCUCUUCUCUCCAAGAGGAAUGAAGCCAUGCCAGGGUUCACUGCGUUCCAAAACACUCAGUUCAGUAGAGCCUGAGGAGCACUUUAAACCUUUUGAUGCUGAACCUGCAGAUGUUGUCAGAACCUCCAACAACAGUAGUUUUGAUGCUGAUAAAAAAGACUCUAUGWUGAAUCCCACCAACCCGUCCUCGUCUUCCCAGCCUGUGUUUGGAAACACAGAAGAGUUCACUGAGAGUGUAGAAAACAGAACAGAAAUGUUAGAAACUCCACAUAGAAGUCCUGACCCUGGUCCUUCAGCUGGUUUCAGAGCGGGGUUGUUUAAACAGCCUUCUCUCGCCAACAGGCUGAGCUGUGUCGACAGGAAGUGGUUGGAAAGGUGUCAGGUGUUCGGAGAGAUGGAAGCGGAGGAGAGGCCCGGCGGAGGCAACCGGGAAUUAAAAACGGAGCGGAGAAAAGAAAGAGACGAUGAAAGAGCAGGAAGAGUCGAGAGAGCUGAAGAUAAAGAAGGAAGCGAGUCAAAGGGAAAGUUUAAUGACACUCAACAGUGUAAUCGAAAAAGCAAAGCAGAGGGAGAAAGAAAGGAGGAAAAGAAAAACGAGGAGAUGGAAGGAGGAGAGGCACUGCUCGCUGUACCAGACGAUGACCGCGAGAGUCCAAAAUCACAAAGUGCAAAGAAAAGAGGGAGGAAGAGGCAGAGAGAGAGGGGCGAUGUAGAGGGAAGUGGUACAGAAGAGGAAGGAGUGAAAAAGAGGAGGAAGAAUUGUAAAAAGAAAGAGGAGAGCUGUGUGAACUCAAAUGAUGGAGGAGAGAAGAAAAGGAGGACCACAAGGAAAGAAACAGAACACGGCGAGGAGGAAGAAACAAAAUUACCAACAAAGGCUCCCCAGGAGAACUUGUUUGGAGAAAUAGAGGAAGAGUUCAGAACUAAAAGAAUGUGUCAAACACCACCUGUCAGAGCCAGAACAACAAAAGGCGCAGGGGGUAACUUUGUGAAGAUAAACCUGAAAAAAAAAUCUCACGUCAAAGGAUACGCGCUAAGAGGGAUGGCUUUACGCAAACAGUUGUACAUGCAGAAGUUCCAGCUGAAAGGUGAGCGUUUUGGUGGAGGAGGUGGAUAUCUGGGCCGCGGACGGAGAGGGGGUUUUAGAGGGGGGCUCAGUCGACAGGGGGACACCUGYUACAAGUGUGGAGGGACGGGACACUGGGCUGUGGACUGCAGGGGACGAGCACCCCCACCUCCUGUUUCUGAGGAUCAGCCUGCAGAGGAGGAGCCUUUUGAACUACCCACCCUGGAGGAUGUUGCCAGGGCAACGGGAACGCUGCGACCUCAUCCACUGGUGGCGUCCUCCUGUGUCGAGCGGCCAGAGGAGGAAACGAGUAGCAGCCGUGAAGAUGACGUGCUGCUGAACGUGAUCCGUCCCGACUACGAACGUCCCGCUCCUCCGCCGCCCAUGAAACCUCUUUAUCAUCUUACAGAAGAUGGGAAAGUUCAGGAAACACCAGAUGAAGUCUAUUCUGCUUUAAGAGGCCUCGGCUACCAGUCGUUCAGAGCGGGGCAGGAGAAGGCCAUCAUGAGGAUCCUGUCAGGCCUCUCCACCCUGGUGGUGUUAUCUACUGGGAUGGGUAAAUCGUUGUGCUAUCAGCUGCCAGCUUACCUGUACGCUCAGCGAUCCAAGUGCAUCACUUUGGUCAUUUCACCUCUAGUUUCUCUCAUGGACGACCAGCUGUCAGGCCUUCCCACCAAGCUGAAGGCCGCCUGCAUCCACUCCAACAUGACGAUGAAACAGAGAGAAGCUGCCAUAGAAAAGGUGAAGUCCGGUCAGGUGUGUGUGUUGCUUCUCUCUCCAGAGGCUUUGGUUGGUGGAGGAGGCUCGGGUGCGGGAUGUCUGCCCUCCGCUCAGGAGCUCCCUCCUGUGGCCUUCGCUUGUAUAGACGAAGCUCAUUGUGUUUCCGAGUGGUCACACAACUUCAGACCCUGCUACCUAAGGCUCUGUAAGGUCCUGCGGGAGCGCCUGGGAGUGCAGUGCCUGCUGGGACUCACAGCUACAGCCACACUGUCCACUGCUUUGGACAUCGCUCAUCAUUUGGACAUCAGCGAUCAGGACGGCAUCGCUGUGAGAUCUGCCGCCGUGCCGCCAAACCUGAAUCUGUCCGUGUCCACGCAUAAGGAGAAGGAUCAGGCUUUAGUUUCCUUGCUGAAAGGGGAUCGUUUUGGUUGCUUGGACUCAGUCAUAGUUUACUGCACCAGGCGAGAGGAGACGGUUCGUGUCGCUGCACUGCUCAGGACCUGCCUGCAGGGGGUGCUGGUGAAAGAAAACACCCAAACAAGCGACAAAAACAAGACGCAGAACUCAGCUGACCAGAGAAAAAAAGAAUUAGCACGGAAGAAGAUUCGUAAGCCCCUGAAAUGGCAGGCGGAGGCGUACCACGCCGGCCUGUCGGGGUCCGAGCGUCGCCGCGUUCAGAACAACUUCAUGUGUGGGGAGCUGCGAAUCGUCGUGGCCACGGUGGCGUUCGGUAUGGGUCUGGAUAAGUCUGACGUUCGAGGAAUCAUCCAUUACAACAUGCCAAAAAGCUUUGAGAGUUAUGUUCAGGAAAUUGGGAGAGCAGGGAGAGAUGGAGAACCGGCUCAUUGCCACCUCUUCCUGGACCCUGAGGGUGGUGACCUCCAUGAACUCCGUCGCCACAUCUAUGCAGACACUGUCGACUAUUAUACAAUCAAAAAACUGGUCCAGAGAGUUUUUCCUGCGUGCAAAUGUAAAAAGAUCCAUGAAAAACAACAAGAGCUGUGGAAGGAUGUUGAAGACUCGGAGCUGCUGGAGGUGGUGGACGUGUGUGAUCAGGAGAGCAGCCUCCACCAUCCUGCUCAGGAAGACACGGGACAAACGGAGAAUAAGGAAGCUCCAACCUUACAGCCUGAACUUAUCGAUAAAGAAAGUGAAAAGAAGGAGGCGGAUGAGUCGAAAGAAGGCGUGGCGGUCAAAGACGAGGAAGCCGAUUGGCCGAAGGAGCGGGCGUGUCACACUCAUGAACGAGCGAUUCCCAUUCAAGACACCGUGGAGGCUCUGGACAUCACAGAGGAAGGUGUGGAAACCCUGCUCUGCUAUCUGGAGCUGCACCCACAGAGGUUCGUUGAGCUCCUUCACCCCACGCUGUCUGUGUGCACGGUCAAGUGCUAUGAAGGACCCAGACAGCUGCAAAGGAUCACCAAAAUCUGCCCUCCGGUUGCUGUGGURUUGGCCAGGAGGAGGCUGGCCGGGGAGCGCGUGUUGAGCUGUAAUCAGCUGGAGUUUGACGUCGUCGAGGUAGCGGACACUAUGGGAUGGCAGCUUCCUGUUGUAAAGAGAGGACUCAGACAGCUGCAGUGGAGCACUGAGCGAGGAGGCGGAAGAAGCGGCGUCCUGGUUGAAUUCUCAGCUCCUUCUUUCUACUUCCGUUCGUACGGCGACCUGAGCGAUGAGGAGAUGGACAGUGUUUGUCAGCUCCUCCACAGUCGAGUGCAGGAGCAAGAGAGGACACAGCUCUUCCAGCUCACGGCUUGUUUCAGAGCCUUUAAGAGUGUUGCCUUCAAAAGCGUGACGUCCUGCGUGGACGAUCUGGACGAGAGUCGCAGUUCGCAGCUGAAAAAUCUUCUCUCUGAGUACUUCGACCAGAGGRGAGAGCGAGAUCACACGCUGAAACCCGUGGACUUCGAGGAGCUCAACGCGUACAAGCUGUUGGAGUGGGAGGAUCAGAUCAGAGCUGACAUUAGGUGUUUUCUGUCCUGCCGAAGUGAUGAGAAGUUUUCUGGACGAGCUGUUGCUAGAGUUUUUCACGGCAUCG
Austrofundulus limnaeus is the source of this 4589-nucleotide messenger RNA. It is a transcript of the gene recql4, whose product is annotated as RecQ helicase-like 4. Gene Ontology annotation, biological process: telomere maintenance; double-strand break repair via homologous recombination. Gene Ontology annotation, molecular function: four-way junction helicase activity; 3'-5' DNA helicase activity; ATP binding. Lineage: Eukaryota; Metazoa; Chordata; Actinopteri; Cyprinodontiformes; Rivulidae. Gene Ontology annotation, cellular component: nucleus; chromosome; cytoplasm. The record is from RefSeq and is a predicted model, not a curated record.